Messenger RNA from Aspergillus melleus, 5412 nucleotides. It is a transcript of the gene utp10, whose product is annotated as snoRNA-binding rRNA-processing protein UTP10. Gene Ontology annotation, cellular component: t-UTP complex; small-subunit processome; 90S preribosome. Bases 1 to 5412 code for a protein of 1803 amino acids. Gene Ontology annotation, biological process: maturation of SSU-rRNA from tricistronic rRNA transcript (SSU-rRNA, 5.8S rRNA, LSU-rRNA); positive regulation of transcription by RNA polymerase I. Gene Ontology annotation, molecular function: snoRNA binding. The record is from RefSeq and is a predicted model, not a curated record. Lineage: Eukaryota; Fungi; Ascomycota; Eurotiomycetes; Eurotiales; Aspergillaceae. The transcript is spliced from 5 exons.
AUGGCUUCGUCUCUCUCCGCGCAGUUGUCGCAGAUCGCGGCCAACUCGACCAGCCAAUUGAACCUCCGAGCUCAGAGAUACCUCCAUUCGCAAUCGCUGAUUUUCGACAAGAAGGUUGCUGGAUCUCAAGAUUUCCAGACGAUUUACGAAAUAUGUCACGAGGGCUUUCAGGAGCUAUGCCUGCUGGACCCCCGGUUUGCGCAGUUCGAGCGGACCAUCUUCAGCGAACAGAGCGUCGGCGAAGAGCGAACGGAAAUGAACGCUGCUCAGAACAAGGAGCUGGACACGGUUCUGGAGGCUUUUCUGGCGCUGGUGGGAGGAAAAUUGCUGUUGAGUCCUGCGGUCAAGGCCGUGGAUUGGCUUAUUCGGCGAUUCCGAAUUCACGAACACAAUACCGCGUUUACGAUCCUAACCUUCCUGCCAUACCACACCACACCUCUUUUCUUGAAUCUGCUCUCGAUACUUCCCCAAGACUUGACGCCCACCUUCAAGGUGCUCAACCCGUACAAGCAAGGCCUGGUCAACCCUCCUCGUCAUCCGCUUUUGCACAGUGCCACGACAAAUAAACCGUUCCUCGCGGCAAUCAAUGAAUAUACCCUCACGGUCAGCCGACUGCAGGCGGGCCACCAUGCGCUGCUCUCGUUUUGGGCGGGAAUUAUGACGGAAGCUGUUGCGGGAAUGCUGGACGCAGCGCGCUCUGGUCGCCGAGCGGUGGAGAAGCAGCAGCACGACGAUAUUCUUCUGCGAGUCAUCCCGGUGCUGAAUGACGGACUGGCCAUGAAGGAUGUCUCGGAGUUGGUUAUUGGUUGCUACAUGGUCUGCGUGGUUCUGGCGCAGAAGGCUUCUCUACAGGACACCGUCCUCGACGAGCUGAUGGGGGCUGUUGCGGGCUCGUGGACUGAAGAAACGGCGAAUUCGGGCCUGAUUUGUCUGUCCGUCCUGGCACAGCAGAAGCCCGACGGAACGAUACCGAAGCGCGCUUUCAAGGCCAUUCUUCGAUUGGACAACCUGGUUCAGCAGCUAUCUGAAAUCUCAACCCAAUACAAGACAUCCAAUCUGCUUCUUGCGCUUGUGGCUGGUUGCGUUCAUGAUAUCCCGAACCAGAAGGACACAUCGCGACUGGACCUGUUGUCGCUCAUGUUCGAAGCGCAGUUGUUCGGCGAAGAGGAGACCGGCAGGGCCAUGGCCUUGGUCUUGAAUGCUGCUAGCAACGCGAACAAGGAGGGUGUCAUGUCAUUGGACUCUCAAACUCACCUGGCUGAUCUCGUCCAGUCUUUCAGCAGCUCGGAAACCCUCAAGCCCAUUUUCCAGAAAGCCGUCGCGGAAUCGUCUCUUAAUAUCUCCGCUUUGGAACACAAUCUGCAGACUGUUCUUGAGUCGGCACCGACGCCAAAGGCCUUGGAGGAUGUGGAAAUGGAGGAUGCAGAGGACAAGAAACCAGAGCAGGAUGCUUUCCCGUCAGCUCUUGAGCCCUUGAAGGGGGAGAGCCAGUUCAAGGACUCAUUCCUUUCCACUCAGUCUAUUCCUGUUUUCGACCGUCUUGUCCAGGUCUUUGCGCUCGCUGUUGGAUCUCAGGAAAAACUGGAUGCCUUCACCGAGUUGAAGGUUCUCGGAAAGGCGGAUGCCACCAAGUCGCCGCAGUUCCUGUCUUUCUUCGUCCGAGUCUUCUCUGGCCCAUUCCCCAUCGGCACUCGAGGCGCGGCGUUGAGCAUUAUCUCCACCUUUGUCAGCUCUGCUGCUGCCGACCUUGACUUCCAGGCCCUGCUUCCGUUUGUCUUGGUUGCUCUUACUGAUUCGUCGGAAAGAAUUCGCCGUGAAGCGGCCGGUCUGUUGACUGCCGUUGGAAAACUGUAUAAGAAGACCAAGAAGGCGGACAAUAUGACCGUUUGGGCUCGUGAAACUCUGUACGGCCAAGAGAAAAAGUCUAAGAACAUCCCCUGGCUUUCUGGCCGGGACGCCCAGAAAGUGCUGGAGCGCGCAUUCAUUCCAGGUCUGGAAGAAUACAUCUUGGACCCGGCCCAUAUUGGCCGUGUCCUGGAGGCGACCCUGCGCGGCUCUUCAGUGGCCGACUCCGGUGCUUCGGAGAUCAAGAAGCCUCUCCGAUUGAACCUGUUCACUCUCCUUUGUUCCCAUACCGUUCAGGUGCCGCUGUUUGCUCCGAAGGAUGGACUGCUGAAAUUGCUCAACCGCGUUGACAAGGCGGGUGGAACCACGCGCACGAAGGAGCUCGAGCCUGUGCUGAAGAUGUGGCGAGACUUGGGCGAGAAGAAAGCCCAGGAAGCUUGCCAGAAGGAGCGCAUUUCCCUCAGUGAAAUGGAGGACCAGAUCGUUGCGACCGUCACGCCCAAGGAGAAGGACGCCAUCACCGUACUUCUGUCUAACGUUCACCCUUACUCGCAAUCCCUGAGCCCGUCCUUCGCCGCCGCCGUCUUCCGCCGCAUGAGGGGCAUUUGGGUCAAGGUGCCCGAGGACCGCCAAAUCGUUGCCGCCGAGCAAAUUUUCGAAAUCUCUCUCGGCCAGGCGGACUCGCCGCUUGUCGCCGGCUGUCGCGAUGUGCUGCGCGGCGUCGAGCUGCCGGGACCCGUUUUGCUUCAAUUCCUGCAGAAGAUCCCUGCCUCGGUCACAGACAUGGAGUCUCUUGGACCGGCACCGAAGAGGAGACGCACCAGCCAGAACAACAUGGUCGCUAUGACAGUCCGGGACGAGGCCAACCUGGGUCAACUCAUGGAGAAGAUGACGUUCAUUCUGGAAUUGGUAGAUAGCUCAAAGCCGGAGGCGCAUCCGGAACUGGCCGACGGUUUGUUCCAGACUCUGGCUGCUCUUCACCACUUGAAGUCGCAAAUCCAGUCUGGCAUGAGCUACCUUCUGAGUCUGGUCCUUGGAAGCCUUUUGGCCAUUGUCAACCGGUCCAAGGCAAAUGCCAAGCCGCAAUUUGACACUUCCGUCAUCAGGGCCGAUCUGGUUGUGGAUUGCGUCCGUACUACCGACAGUCCUCAAGUGCAGAAUUCGGCACUUCUCCUGGUGGCUGGCUUGUCGGUCAUCGCUCCCGAGCUUGUCCUGCACAGCGUGAUGCCCAUCUUCACCUUCAUGGGAUCGAGCGUCCUGCGCAAGGACGACGAUUACUCCGUUUCCGUGAUCGACCAGACGAUCGACCAGGUCGUUCCGGCCCUCAUCCAGUCUUUGCGCAACCAGAAGCGCGACGUGGUGUCGGGUACUUCGGAGUUGCUGCUCAGCUUCACCGCGGCAUUCGAGCAUAUCCCGUCACAUCGCCGCUUGCGACUUUUCCAUGCUCUCAUCACAAAGCUUGGCACGCAGGACUUUUUGUUCGCCGUUCUUGCCAUGCUUGCCAACAGGUACUCGAUGGACAAGGAUGUUCUGGUCUUGAUGACUGGACUUGUAUCCGAUGCUGAGGCUCCCAUCGAACUUAGCACAUAUAAGAAAUACCUCGACCUCGUCAUCGAUUCGCUCAAGCAGAAACCUGGUAUCUCGCAAGUGCUUCUUGGAAUCGGAAGUGAUGAUGGGCGCGAGCCUCAGAAGGUUGCAGUUGAUCUGCUUCGGGCUUUGGCCUACCUGUUCCGUCACUCCUCUUUGAAAUCGAAGAUGGCCGAGGCGUUCGAGUCCGAGGAGGGCGACGCUCCCAACCAGAUUCGGGAUCUGUUCUCCCGUAUCUUGGAGCAAGUUCUCGCCAUUGGCGAUUCUAUGCAGAGCGUGAAGCCCAUCAGCCAGGCCAGCGGCGAAGUGCUCAGCGCGCUGUUCGGUACUCUGUCGCUUGCCGACUUCCUGGACACCAUCGAGGUCCUGCUGCAACGACCCAACGACGAACUCCGCCGGAAGGUUCUCCGACUCUUGGAAGGCCGUCUGCGCCAGAACCCUGAACGGGACGGCCCAUCGCAGAUCCGGAUGCUCGACUUCCUGCCGACGUUGGUUACCAUCGUGGAGUCGUCGCCCGACAUCUUGCUCAAGCACGCGGCCGUGGCUUGUAUCGACCGCAUUGCCGACAAGUACGGCAAGAAGGACCCGUCGAAGGUCAUUCCGGCGGCCAUCGCGGUGGCCGGCAAGACCUGCAUCGGCUCCGAGGACGACCGCAUUCGCAUCAUGGGUGUGUUGUGUUUGGCCUCGAUAGCCGAGGUUCUCGGCCAGGCGAUGAUUCCUGCCCUGCCGCCGGCGGUCAGCCAGUCCCUGGCCCUGCUCGAGCUGAGUCUCGAGGCUGGUCAAGAGAACACCCGACUGCACGAUGCGGUAUACUCGCUGUUCUCCGCCUUGUUCGUACACCUGCCCUUCAUGAUCUCCGCUUCCCAGCUGGACAAGAUUCUCUUGCUUUCGUUCAAGUCCGCUUCCUCGGAGGAAAGCGAGGUCGAAAGCCGACAAGAGGCGCUGCGAUUGAUGGCACGCAAGGUCGACCUCGCCGCCACCUUUGGUGCGGUGGAUCGCAACUGGCAGCACGCUACGGCGGCUGGUCCGGAAGCCACCAAGGAAAUCUUGGAGAUGGUCAGCCUGGCUAUCGAGAAGCACCCCAAGUCCGCUAUCUCGAAGAACCUGCCCACUCUUACGAAUAUCUUGUUCAAAGCGUUUGACCUGCGCCGCGAGCAGAUCUCCCUUGGUACUCGGGCCACUCUUGAGCUGUCGGAUGUGGACGAGAUCGAGGAGGGCAUCAACGAUAUGACGAUCAAGAUGAUCUACAAGCUGAACGACACGGCUUUCCGUCCGAUCUUUGUCAAAAUGCUUGACUGGGCCAACACUAGUGUUUCGAAGAAGGACACGCAGGGCAACUUGGCCCGCCAGACGACGUUCUUCAAGUUCCUGCAGGUGUUCUUUGGAACGCUCCAGUCGAUCGUCACCGGCUAUGGCAGCUACAUCAUUGAGACUGUGGUUUCUGUCCUCGGCAAGGCCAAGCCGUCCGAUCAGGCGACCAAGUCUCUCUGGCUGGCGACGAUGCGCAUGCUCCGCAACGCCUUUGAACAUGACCAGGAUGAAUUCUGGCAAUCUCCCUCCCAUCUCACCGCCAUCUCUCAACCUCUUAUCUCGCAACUGGCCCACGCGACUAACCCUCCCAGCGCCAACCUGGUCAUUGCCGAGACGGUGCCGACCAUCACGGAACUGGCCGUGGCCGCCGACUCCACAGACAACCACAAGGAGCUGAACUCGACGCUGAUGCGCUUCCUGCGGCCGUCCACGGUCACGGGCAAGUCGGCCGGCGGCGAGAACCCGUUCACGCGCCUGGCGGCCCUGAAGGCCGAGCAGUCGCUGACGGAGCAGUUGGGCGAGGAGUGGCUGGCCCUGCUGCCCGAGAUGCUGCCGUAUAUUAGCGAGUUGAUGGAGGAUGAAGACGAGCAGGUGGAGCGGGAAGUGAGGAAAUGGGUGAAGCAGAUCGAGAGUGUGUUGGGGGAGAGAUUGGAUGAUAUGUUGACCUAG